AGGAGGAGGAGCCAGCCGGGCUGGGGGGCGGCGGCACAGUCUCCGGGAUCCCCAGGCCUGGAGGGGGGUCUGCGCGCGGCCCGCUGGCUCUGCCCCCCCCGCGUCCGGUCCCGAGCGGGCCUCCCUCGGGCCAUCCCGAUGGUGACCGGGCCCAGCGGCGCCUGAGCCAGGAGCGCGCCGGUCGCGGAGCCGGAGGGCGGGAGGAACAUGACAUCGCGGAGUUGCUCAUCUAGUGCCUACUGUAUACACGGAGAGGACUGGAAAUUUAUGUUUCUUCUCAUCUUGUCUGGACACACUGUAUUAAUCACCUUGUUGAUAAACUCAAAUGAAGUCAUCCUGAUUUGCCUUUCCUCUCCUUUCAGAUGGUUUCACCCAAAUAUCACUGGCGUGGAGGCCGAAAACCUACUGCUGACAAGAGGAGUUGAUGGCAGUUUUUUGGCAAGGCCCAGUAAGAGUAACCCAGGAGACUUCACACUUUCCGUUAGAAGAAAUGGAGCUGUCACCCACAUCAAGAUUCAGAACACUGGUGACUACUAUGACCUGUACGGAGGGGAGAAGUUCGCCACUUUGGCUGAGUUGGUUCAGUAUUACAUGGAGCAUCAUGGGCAAUUGAAAGAGAAGAAUGGAGAUGUUAUUGAGCUCAAAUAUCCGCUGAACUGUGCAGAUCCUACCUCUGAAAGGUGGUUUCAUGGACACCUCUCCGGGAAAGAAGCAGAGAAGUUAUUAACUGAGAAAGGAAAACAUGGUAGCUUUCUGGUACGAGAGAGCCAGAGCCACCCUGGAGAUUUUGUUCUCUCGGUCCGAACUGGUGAUGACAAGGGAGAGAGCAAUGAUGGCAAGUCCAAAGUGACCCACGUCAUGAUCCGCUGUCAGGAACUGAAAUAUGAUGUUGGCGGAGGAGAGCGGUUCGACUCUUUGACUGAUCUCGUGGAGCAUUAUAAGAAGAAUCCCAUGGUAGAAACAUUGGGCACAGUUCUACAGCUCAAGCAGCCCCUUAACACAACUCGUAUCAAUGCUGCUGAAAUAGAGAGCCGGGUUCGAGAACUAAGCAAAUUAGCCGAGACCACAGAUAAAGUCAAACAAGGCUUUUGGGAAGAAUUUGAGACACUACAGCAACAGGAGUGCAAACUUCUCUAUAGCCGAAAAGAGGGCCAGAGGCAAGAAAAUAAAAACAAAAACAGAUAUAAAAACAUCCUGCCCUUCGAUCAUACCAGGGUUGUUCUACAUGACGGUGACCCCAACGAGCCUGUGUCCGAUUACAUCAAUGCAAAUAUUAUCAUGCCUGAAUUUGAAACCAAGUGCAACAAUUCAAAGCCCAAAAAGAGUUAUAUUGCUACACAAGGCUGCCUGCAAAAUACGGUGAAUGACUUUUGGCGCAUGGUGUUUCAAGAGAACUCCCGAGUGAUUGUCAUGACAACGAAAGAAGUGGAGAGAGGAAAGAGUAAAUGUGUCAAAUACUGGCCUGAUGAGUUUGCUCUGAAAGAAUAUGGGGUCAUGCGUGUUAGGAACGUCAAAGAAAGCGCCGCUCAUGACUAUACGUUAAGAGAACUUAAACUGUCAAAGGUUGGACAAGCUCUACUCCAGGGGAAUACGGAGAGAACGGUCUGGCAAUACCACUUUCGGACCUGGCCUGACCACGGCGUGCCCAGUGACCCCGGGGGUGUGCUGGACUUCCUGGAGGAGGUGCACCAUAAGCAGGAGAGCAUCAUGGAUGCGGGGCCAGUGGUGGUGCACUGCAGCGCUGGAAUUGGCCGGACAGGGACGUUCAUUGUGAUUGAUAUCCUUAUUGACAUCAUCAGAGAGAAAGGUGUCGACUGUGACAUUGAUGUUCCCAAAACGAUUCAGAUGGUGCGAUCUCAGAGGUCAGGGAUGGUCCAGACAGAAGCACAGUACCGGUUCAUCUAUAUGGCCGUCCAGCAUUAUAUCGAAACACUACAACGCAGGAUUGAAGAAGAACAGAAAAGCAAGAGGAAAGGUCACGAGUAUACAAAUAUUAAAUAUUCCCUCACGGACCAGGCAGCUGGAGAUCAGAGCCCCCUCCCGCCUUGCACCCCAACUCCAUCCUGUGCGGAGAUGAGAGAAGAUAAUGCUCGAGUCUAUGAGAACGUGGGUCUGAUGCAGCAGCAGAAGAGCUUCAGAUGAGAAAACCCGCUGAAACUUCCGCACAGAAAUAGAGGUGGGCUUCACCCUCUCCAUGAAAAGAUCAAGAACAGAUGCAAGAAAGUUUAUGUGAAGAAUGAACUUGAACCUCGAAGGCUUGCGUUGUGGUCGACUCCCUUUUGAUGAACAGAAUCUGAAACCAUUUAAAGACCACUCCGUUCUAACUCAGCACCACCCGAUUUCCAGUUGCUCAUUUCCUCAGAUAAGCAAUCAUCUCUACAGUGUAGACAGUGUUAUAUUUUAUAGAGUUUUAUUUUAAAUUGAGGAAGCAGUUAACUUGUGCUCUGUACUUUGCAGAUGGUGGUGAUUCGAAUCCUAGUUAUUGGCAUUUUUCUUUCUUUUUAUAAGCCUAACAAAUUUAAUUUUCCCCCCUCUUUGGGGGGGAUAAUGGGGCACUUGUUAGAGGAAAAAGUGGGGAAAUUAAAUGACAACAUCCUGUAGAAAUGAGGACAGUUUUAUUUAUCAUCAUUUGUCCAGUAAUGGGUAAUUCAUUUUGAUGGCCUCUUUUUUGGGGGGCUAAAUGACAAUUAGGCCAGUGCCCCAGACUUUCAGAACUUGACUCUCUUCCUUUGUAUUGCCUUUAAGAAAUCAUGGGGAAAAUCCUGGGAAUUUAGGAUCAAGGUGUGCUUUUUCUUAGCAGAUAACCAAUGACCAUUCAGCCUACUGUGGUGGGGAAAUGUUUGCCAUAUAUAUGUGUGUGUGUGUGUGUGUUGUUUUUUCAUUUGAGAAUUGUCUUGUAUUUUAAAAAAAAUGCAUCUGUGGAUAACCAGUGUUUUGGUUUUCAAUUGUUGCUGACAAACCACCCAAAACAUAGUGGCUUAAAAUGUC
Messenger RNA from Myotis myotis, 2988 nucleotides. It is a transcript of the gene PTPN11, whose product is annotated as protein tyrosine phosphatase non-receptor type 11. The record is from RefSeq and is a predicted model, not a curated record. Gene Ontology annotation, molecular function: protein tyrosine phosphatase activity. The coding region runs from base 208 to 2142 and encodes 644 amino acids. NCBI's taxonomy places the organism in Eukaryota, Metazoa, Chordata, Mammalia, Chiroptera, Vespertilionidae. The transcript has 17 exons. Gene Ontology annotation, biological process: protein dephosphorylation.